Didymodactylos carnosus is the source of this 477-nucleotide messenger RNA. The record is from the annotation of a GenBank genome assembly. NCBI's taxonomy places the organism in Eukaryota, Metazoa, Rotifera, Eurotatoria, Philodinida, Philodinidae.
AUGUCCGACUCCACUCUUCUCCCAACUGUUGAUCCAAUUGCUGUUGAGUCAGCCGCUCCUAAAUCAAAUUUAAUUUCUCAAGAAUCAGCUGCAGCUCAAUCUCAAUUUCUCACAGUUGCUUACAAUCCAGCUGCUCAUCCUCGACAAAUUUCUUUAUUAGAUACAAAUGGUCAACCAGUUCAGUAUACAUUAAUACCAUCAAAUCAACACAUUUCACUACAAAGUGCUCCGCAGCUGCAAUCAUAUAAUAUGGCUGCUAUGCCGAUGAAUGUCCCACCUCAUGCGAAUGCAUGUUCUGUUUGUGGUAGCCCUGCUGUUGAUAAAUGCAGUUAUGGAAUAUCUUAUGGAAGACCUUGUAGUCGUUUAUUAUGUUUGUCGCAUAUAAUGGAAUUACCAGGAGUACGUGGUGGAAGAUAUCCACAUUGUCCAGAACAUUAUCAACAAAUUCAACAAAAUAAACUUUGUAAUGUUAUGUAA